Messenger RNA from Closterium sp. Naga37s-1, 1197 nucleotides. The record is from the annotation of a GenBank genome assembly. Lineage: Eukaryota; Viridiplantae; Streptophyta; Zygnematophyceae; Desmidiales; Closteriaceae.
AUGGGGAAUCGCGCCUACCUCCUGCUACCCGUUUUCGUCGCGUGCCUCAUUUUUCUUGCUGAGGCAGCACCCGUAGUCACGGAGAAAGCAUUACUAUCCGAGGCAUUUGAGCGACCCGAGAGGAUCCUAACGCGCCACAAGUCCCCGCAGAGGGACCCGCCGGCGGCGGGCGCCAACGACGUGUCCGGCGGCGCGGACUCUGGCGCGGGGGGAAGCAGUGCGGACGCCGCCUCGGCGGAUUCCGCCGAGUCUGCGCCGAACAUGCGCGCCACGAGCAGCAAGUCCGCGGAUUCCUUGCGGAAGAGCAGGGAUCACUCGGGCGGCCGCAAUGAUAACUCGGGCGGCCGCAAUGAUCACUCGGGCGGCCACAACGACCACUCGGGAGGCCGCAAUGAUCACUCGGGCGGCCGCAAUGGUGAUCACUCGGACGGCCGCAAUGAUCACUCGGGCGGCCGCAAUGAUCACUCGGGCGGCCGCAACGACCACUCGGGCGGCCGCAAUGAGCACUCGGGCGGCCGCAAUGAUCACUCGGGCCGCCGCAACCGCGGCGGUUCGUCAUCGGGGUGUCCGUCAUCCACGUCCGGGUGCGCCAUCACGUUCAACGGGCACCAAGGCGGCGGCAUCCCAUGGUUCCCGCUGCCCCAGCAGCCGAGCGACAGUUUCAAGGACCUGAUCGUCGGUGGUCCCUUGGAACUAGUCAGCAGUGUGAAGGUUGAAUGGCUCAACUCGAACGGCGCGCAGUACCCAUGCUCGAACUCAGGCACGGCCAACCUCGAGAACCAGUUCUACGCCACCGGCAACGUAAGCGCCAAACCCCAGUCCCAACCGUUGCCUCAACUCCUCUCGCCUCCAUGCCUUGACGCAACGAGUUGUUUCCGCUCUCCACCCUCUCAGCCCAACACCGCCCUUCACUCUGCCUUUGCCCUUGUGGUGCUUCUCCUGGUGGCCCGCGGCAGCUUCAAGCUGAUUUCAAUUGAUUUGCUUCCUCCCUCACCCGCUCCUCCCCCCCUUCCCCUCCCCCAGGUGAUCAAGAUGCGCGUGGUGCAGCCGGGCGACAGGGGGAAGCUGCGGAACCUGGUGGUGAAGGUGCCGAUAACAGACGGAGUCCUGAAACUUCCCCCUCCUCUUACUCAUCCCCUUCCACCUCACUUCCCUCUCCACUCUUCUCCUCCUCUCUCCCCUGCAGCGCCCAUUUAA